AUGGACGCAUAUCCGCCUGACUAUAUUGCGCACAACCUCCCCCUAGUAGUGCUCUCUGGCCUAGGGGAUGAGUCGCGGCUAGAGGGCAAUCCCUCUGCGCACCGUCUCCUUCAAGUGAACGGAACGCCGAUAGAUUCAGAAAUACCCACAGUCACUGGGGAGCGCGCCGAGCAGUUGCUACAGGAGUUCCUCAAAACCGACGCAAGCGACGCACCAUGGAACAGCAGACCAGUCAAGAGCAGGGGCAAUCUUACAGGCUUCAGAGUGAGGGCUGUUGGGAGGGAAUACACCUUACCAGCACGAAAGGCUAAUCCACCGUCUAUUUCGCCGGAUCUGUCCUCCCCAAUGACUACUUCUUCAGGUGGCGGAGCACCAGCAUGGAUCCUGCACUCUCCCAUCUCUCCGCUAUCACCAGACUCGCCUAUCUUCCCAGAUGGCGUUAUGACGCCCCUGUGGGUUGCGAAGCACCAACACCACAUUCCCGCGACGCUCAUAUCGUUCUUCGACUUCGCUUCUGAUCCCAGCCGGAACAGUCUCCACGACAACCAGCUAAAGAGCGAAGUUAACCGCAUCAAGGGAAUCCUUACUAAUUCUGGCUACAAGACACGCUAUGCAGUUGUCCUCCUCAGCGAUAAGACCAUUCUUCAGGCGCCCGACAUUGAAGAGCGCCUCGGUAAUAUCAGACGGGCUACCGGUUUAGACCCGAAGAACUCCUUGUUUUUUCUACCUCCAGAUACGUCACGUGUGGAGGUUGCUUCGUUCGUGCACAGCGUUUUAACAGCAUUGCAGCCUCUCUGUGUAGAGUAUUACCGGGAUCUCACCAAGCAUGCAAGACGAAAGAAAGGCCGUGGUCAGAUACCACCACCGACGGCUCCGCCAACACGGGGUACAUCACAAACGCUCUCAAGCCAAGGAUGGGGCGCACGGUACGAGUACAAGCUUGGCGUAUUCGCAGAGUUCCGCCAGGAAAUGGACGCUGCGGGCAGGCACUACAGCUUUGCACUCGAUGCGCUGUUGGGCCCAGAUGGCGUCUUCGAAACGACGGCCAGUUGGUCGCCAAGGUGGGACGAGGCGCGCCUGCUGGCAGAUACCACCGCGAUGCGCAUUUUACGCUGUCUUUUAUGGAACAAUCUGCCUACAUCUGCUAUCCAGUCGUGGGUGAAUUACCGGGACAGAAUGCGGGACCUCAUAGACCGCCGUGGUAAAGGAUCUGGGAACUAUGGUUGGCAAGCCUGGGAGUCGCGCUGGGCCAGAGUCAUGGCGGAGACCAUCCAGAAGGUCGAGCUGCCUCCAUUCGCUAUAUCAGAGCCGAUUAGGGAUCCUGAUGUCGUGCCGGGUGGAGAAAAUGUGCUCUUCAUGCCAGCGGAGAAGUCCAUCCCCGUCGGAGAGCGACUACCUCCGUGGCACCUAUUGCACCACGCGGGAUAUUGGCUGAGCCUGUCCGCUAGGCACGCUAUUGCUAGGCGCGACAUAGCAGAAGAGAUCCCAGAGGAAGACCGCACAUCACCAGGCCAGUCGCCAGCUCAUCAAGUCGUCAACAGAUAUGGCACGUACGACACCUACCUUGUUCCAGAGCCUCAUGAGGAAAUCCCACUUCCUAACAGCAGUAAGAAAGGCUUCGACCAUACUAGCCAGAUAGUCGAUACGCUCAACGAGGCCAUCAACGAGUUCUAUGCAAGAGGACAGCAACGCGCUGUCGACAGGCUCCAGCUAGACACCGGCAAGGCGUUUAUGCAUGCUGGCAGAUACAGCAAUGCAUUGAACGUGCUGACACCGCUCUGGGAAGGCAUGAGUUGGCGUGCCGAGCGAUGGUGGAGUCUUGCUUCUCAAGUUACUUGGGCAUUACACGAAUGUGCAGUGCGGUUACAAGAAGCGAAGACCAUCGUCGCAACCGAGUGGGAGUUGCAUAGUGAACUCAUAAACACUUCUUCCAGCCACCAGUACAACCUGAUGUCAUGCCUCAGUUCCGUGGCUGGCCAGCCAAAGGACAAAGUCGAGGUUUCGCUCACAUCCAAAAGCACCCUGUCGCCUCUCUCCACCUCUUUCACGUUCGCACACGAUGAGGGUCAUGUAGGAGAGCCGUUGCGUGCACAGCUCGUAUUCCAAUCCAGAGCUCAGCGAAGCUCAGCACCCGUAGUUCUGUCGGCGGUAAAGGUGGGGCUUACAGGAUCGCUUGAAGAAAUCCGAAUCAGUCACAAGCCGAGCCCUUCUGGACCGCCUUCGAGUCCUGGGAAGAGAUUUUCUAUGGUCGAAGUUGACCUACAGGAAAACAUAGACUCAGCGAUAUCGAAGAUACCUUCACGGCUUGCUGGCAAUGCCGAUUUGACUUUUUACCCCGGGCAGACCAAGGUCUUUGUUUUCGCAAUCAACUUUAAAGAAGCCGGCGAUGUUGGUGCAGUUGACAGCACGUUCAUCGUUGAGGCGGAACGCUUCGUGCUUACAUACACAUCCGCUGUGGAAGGACCAGAGACCAUGCCAGUCUGGUGGUACACCGCUCGUAAUCUCCUGAAGACGAAGCGUCUGAGGGCAGCGGCUGCCGCAUCGACAAAGAUACUGCCCAAGCCUCCGAAGAUGCAGAUAUUCCUGCCAAACCUGCAGAAAGCAUAUUAUACUGACGAACUGGUCACGCUCGACAUUGAGAUAUUCAAUGGAGAAGAGGAAGAGACCGAGGCUGUGCUUGAAGUACGUUUCUUUGGUCGCGUAGAGUCCACGCUGGCCUUCUCUUGGAAGAUAAUGGAAGAGGCCGAACAGGGCAACGGAUCAGCGGAGCAGGCGGAUAAUGCCAACUCAGAGAUCGACCUGCCCGGCCAUCAGGUUGGAAAAAUCUCUUCUGCAGCGAGAUGCACGCAAUCCAUCACCUUCAGAACACCGCCCGAUCCCGCAGAAUACACCCUCGAGAUCAAAGUCCUCUACCACCUCAUCACCGAUCUCGAAACCCCUAUAUCCAAGACCCUGACCACCGAUUUCUUCUUCGCGGAUCCCUGGGAAGCAGCAUACGACUUCUCCCCACGCGUCCACCCAGAUCUAUGGCCUAGCUUCUUCCACGUAGACGAGAAGCAAUCUCUCGAGGCUCCUGCAGAAGCAUCUAUUGAUACCGCCGUCGGCAUCGCGCAAAUCUGGCUCGCGACCGCCCGCCUCGAGAACUUCGCUGAAGAGGACCUGGUAGUCGAGGACCUGUCCCUUGUCCUGCAGGCCGUGAACGGCGGUGCCAUCUGCGCCAUCUCCAAGGAAUCCCCUGCAAACACCGACACUGUGAUUCCGCAGCAAGAGCUGCGAGAAUACAACUUCAGCCUCGAGGUCCGGAAGCUAACACUUGAAGACCGACGCCCCGUGUCCCUAGACCUACAUCUAGACAUCAAAUGGCGCAGGAAGACCGGCGGCGCGUCCAUCACAAGUAGCAAACCAUGUCCCCGCUUCGUCGUGCCCAGCAGCGAACCCCGCGUCCUAUGCACCGCGACCCAGUCCCCUCCCACAGCAACAGCAACCUCACAAACGCCACCGCUCAUCACCCUCAGCUACACUCUCGAGAACCCGACCAUGCAUUUCCUAGCCUUCGAACUGACGAUGGAAGCGAGCGAAGAGUUUGCGUUUAGUGGGCCCAAGGCGGGCGCGGUACAGUUGCUGCCGAUGAGCAGGCAGGAUGUGAAGUUCAGGAUUCUGCCGUUGGUUAGGGGCGCGUGGAUUAGUCCGCAGCUAAGGGUCGUGGAUCGGUAUUUUGGGAAGGUGCUGAAGGUGCUGCCGACGGAGGGGUUGAGGGCGGAUAAGGGAGCGGUGGGGGUUUGGGUUGAUGCUCAGGAGGAUGGGGGUUAG
Coniosporium apollinis CBS 100218 is the source of this 3810-nucleotide messenger RNA. RefSeq lists its product as uncharacterized. The coding region runs from base 1 to 3810 and encodes 1269 amino acids. The transcript has 4 exons. The record is from RefSeq and is a predicted model, not a curated record. NCBI's taxonomy places the organism in Eukaryota, Fungi, Ascomycota, Dothideomycetes.